UUAGUCCCGGUACGUGGUGCCAUCCCGCUACUCAAAAAAUCGUGUCAGCAGGCUUGAGGAGAAAAACACGUCAUCAACAUAGUUGAAACUAUUUGGCUAAACAAGAACAAAAUUGGAACUUGAAAUAUGUUGAUAAACUGACAAUUGAAAAUAUAAAAAAGUCAAGAAUAGAAAAUAUCUUCAAAGUGUUCUGAGCAUAUUGUUGAAAUUCAGUACAAAAUGAUUGCACAUGAAGUUCGAAAACUGUCUUACCUAACUCUCUAACUCUGACUCGUGAAAAUCACAAGAAGGGUUAAAAGAAAGGACAAUGGUAUCAAAUGGAAUUCCAAGUCCAAGGGGAGAGAUGGAAUCAAAGACGUCUUCGUUGUUGGAUGGUACGAAUGGAGCAUCGUCGGUAUCGCCAGGUGUAAAGUCACCAUUGAUGAAGAUAUCGUCAUAUAUUUUGGCGACGAGGCCCUGGUCACUGAAUGCGUCGUUGAUACCGGGUUUAUUGGGUAGCGUCUUGGCCUACAGACUGAGUGGUUAUGAGAAUUUUAAUCCGAUAACAUUCGUAUUAGCAUCGCUAACGAUAAUGUUUGUUCACGGUGCGGGAAACGUAGUGAAUACAUACUUUGAUUACAUUAAAGGUGUGGACAGUAGAAAAAGCGACGACAGAAUAUUGGUAGAUCAUUUAUUGUCGAAAGACGAGUUAGUUUCGCUCGGAGCUUUGCUUUACGCUCUUGGUUGUCUCGGUUUUAUAUUAUUAACAGCAAUAUCACCGGCGAAAAUGGAGCAUUUGGCGCUCGUUUAUUUCGGUGGUUUGUCAGGAUCGUUUCUCUACACAGGUGGAAUCGGACUGAAGUACAUAGCUCUGGGAGACGUGAUGGUUCUCGUUAUAUUUGGCCCAGUAUCGGAAAUAUUUGCUUUUUUAGCACAAACCGGUUUCAUACAUUGGGGCACGAUAUAUUACGCGAUUCCAUUGGCCCUCAACACCGAGGCAAUAUUACACAGCAACAAUACACGUGAUAUGGAAAGCGAUAGAAAAGCCGGAAUCGUUACGUUGGCCAUUGUAAUUGGUCAUACAGCUUCACACGUUUUGUACGCAUUUUUGCUAUUUACACCAUACAUUAGUCUCGUUGUAAUGGCCCUCAGGUAUUCUGGAUGGUUCCUUCUACCACUUGUGACCCUACCGACUGCGUUCAAAAUUGAAAAACAAUUCCGAGAUCCACACAUGAUACAAAGCGUGCCUAAACAGACGGCGAGACUAAACGUGCAUCUCGGUAUUUUGUACGUAAUCUCUUGUCUUCUGGCUGAUCCACUACCCUAUUUAUAAUUAUUUAUAUUUUCAAUGAAAUUAAUGAAGGAGAAAAAAUUAAACAAACACUUUUUUUCCGUUUGGAAAAAUUAAAGUGUAUAUGUAUACAUAUCCUGAUAUGGAUGUAUAUAUGAAUAUGUACGAACAAAUUUCUACAAGUCGAAUAUAUGGCAGCUCGAGAAUCCCUGAUAUUGCAUAAAAGCUGCGUUGGUUUUUUCGGCACGUCAUAGGAACUUUCUUCUCUUUUUUGUACGGAAUCGCUCUCCCGGGAGAAAGAGAGAGAGAAAGAGAGAGAGAGAGAGAGAGAGAGACAGGGAGAAAGUGGAAGAGUAAUGAAAUGGUUUUCAAUUUUGAAAACUUAACAAGAAGACCGAUGAGCAACUUGCAAGACGAGAAAAAAGCUCAGUGAGCCUUUUACAUCCUGAAUUGUACGCCGAUAAGCUGUUUCUUACGAUUUUAACAUGUUCGCAGUACAUGAGUAUCCUAAAAACAAUUUUGUAUCCAUCGAUCUUAUGUUUUUUUGUAUCAUUAACAAACUUAUUUAUUGUUUCAUACCGUAUCAUGACUUUGGAACAAUGUGCCCCGAGAACGUAUGAAUGUGUUAGUGAUACGCUUUUUAUGCAAUUGAAAAUAUCAAGACUUUUGUGAAACAAUGAAAAAAUACAAUCGACAACCCAGGAACAUCGUCAUCUUUACAUAGACGUCGCUGACAUCGUGAAAAUGUACUUAUUUAUGCUAUAAGGUCAUGUUUGGUUUUAUAUUAAAAGUAACAUGGAUCUGAUAGUGAUGUCAUGUAUAGAUUGCCUAUAUGCUACGGAAUAAUAUAAUCGCCAGGUUUUCCACCGUUGAAUAUGUGUAAAUGUUUGAAAGAAAAACAAAUAAUGAUAUGAACAAUGAUUUUGCCAAGCAAAAUAACAUUAUUGAUACUGUUCAUUCCCCGGAUGUAUAAUUAUAGGGAAGACCAGAUAAAACGUAUGACAGUCGAACUGGGGGACAUUUGACCAAUUGUCAAUAAAAUCAUAAAGAAUUAUUCGUAAA
This is a messenger RNA of Venturia canescens, 2332 nucleotides long. It is a transcript of the gene heix, whose product is annotated as UbiA prenyltransferase domain-containing heix. Gene Ontology annotation, biological process: vitamin K biosynthetic process; menaquinone biosynthetic process. Gene Ontology annotation, molecular function: prenyltransferase activity. The transcript is spliced from 2 exons. Lineage: Eukaryota; Metazoa; Arthropoda; Insecta; Hymenoptera; Ichneumonidae. Gene Ontology annotation, cellular component: endoplasmic reticulum; Golgi membrane. Bases 308 to 1312 code for a protein of 334 amino acids. The record is from RefSeq and is a predicted model, not a curated record.